AUGACUUCCGGAAGAAUAUACUUCGGGAGAUUAUGUGUUCUCCUAUUUAUGAUCGUGACAACUGCAUCCACCGCUAAAAUAUCUUUGAGGAAUUCCAAAGGAAGAUAUUCAGACUUUAGCAAUGUACCAACUUCUUCAAAAACCACUUCUGUAUCAUCAAACGAAGAAAAUCAUACACUAAACACUUCAAUGGCAAAAGAAAAAUAUGUCACCUCAAAUAUAUAUUCUGUAACAAAUUACGAUAUGUUACCUCCGAAGAAUAAAUCUUCAGUCCAAAUGUCUUAUCUAGACUUAGCCUCUUCUGCAACUGAGCUAACAUCCUCUGUGGAUUCUAGUGGCUCCAGUUUAAGUGAGGAAAAAAACACAACUGACACCAGUACCUCUUCAAGCACGGACACAACCACUUCUUCAAGCUUUUCCACAUCAUCCUUGGAUUCGACCACUUCUUCUCCAACUGAGGACUCCAGCUCCUCUACUGACUCAAGCUCUUCCAUAGAAAGCUCUUCAACUUACACCAGCUCUUCUUCAGGCUACUCCUCAUCCAGCUCCUCUUUGGAGCCCACCAUUUCUUCCACUUUCCCAAGCUCCUCUAUGGAUUCAACCACGUCCUCCUUCCAAUCGACCACUUCUCCAACUGAUUCCUCUGUGGAUUCAACUACUUCACCUAGCUCCAGCUCCAGCUCCAGCUCCAGCUCCAGCACCA
This is a messenger RNA of Penaeus indicus, 703 nucleotides long. RefSeq lists its product as uncharacterized. The annotation marks the transcript as partial. The transcript has a single exon. The record is from RefSeq and is a predicted model, not a curated record. Lineage: Eukaryota; Metazoa; Arthropoda; Malacostraca; Decapoda; Penaeidae.